AUGAGACCAUUAACAGAAGAAGAAACCAAGGUUUUGUUUGAGAAACUGGCACAAUAUAUUGGCCGCAACAUCAGCAACCUUAUUAACAGAGCAGACGAUCCUUACUGCUUCCGGAUACAAAAAGACCGUGUGUACUAUGUGAGCGAGGGUGUGGCCAAGUACGCGACAUGCGUUGGUCGCAAGCAGCUUAUGUCUCUGGGUACAUGUGUCGGCAAGUUCACCAAGACCGGCAAGUUCCGUAUUCAUAUUACAGCUUUGGAGAUUUUAUCCCAGAAUGCAAAGUUCAAGGUCUGGAUCAAGACUAACGGUGAAAUGCCUUUCCUUUAUGGUAACAAUGUUCUCAAGGCUCAUGUUGGCAAGAUCAGUGAUGAUGUUCCUGAGCACACUGGCCUCAUUAUUUGCGACAUGCACGACAGACCCCUGGGAUUCGGUGUUUCUGCAAAAUCCACCAUUGAAACUAGAAGUGCCCCUCCAAAUGCUAUAAUAGCAUUCAGACAAGGUGAUGUUGGCGAAUACCUUAGAGAAGAAGAUACGCUGUUUACAUAA
This is a messenger RNA of Magnusiomyces paraingens, 546 nucleotides long. RefSeq lists its product as uncharacterized. Bases 1 to 546 code for a protein of 181 amino acids. Gene Ontology annotation, cellular component: nucleolus; nucleus; preribosome, large subunit precursor. Lineage: Eukaryota; Fungi; Ascomycota; Dipodascomycetes; Dipodascales; Dipodascaceae. The record is from RefSeq and is a predicted model, not a curated record. Gene Ontology annotation, molecular function: RNA binding. The transcript has a single exon. Gene Ontology annotation, biological process: ribosomal large subunit biogenesis; ribosome assembly.